UCUAUGGUCUUCACCCCCCUCUGUCUAUAUUUGGUAGAGUCCAGUGACGUUUGUCUCAAACACGGAAGAAGAGUCUUUCUACGUUAACACACAACUAACUCAUGACGAGACAAACAGAAGAAUGGCUUUCGCAAAUCUGUUCACGAGACUGUCUGCUGUCGAAGAAGGUGUGAAGAGCCCCGCCGGUCAACCCGCCUUUACGCUCCGGAACGAGACUGAGACUGGUAGAAGAGGCAAUGCCAGGAAGAGGAAAGCCCACGAUGAGCUGACUGGCUCUUAUAAAAAGAAGCAAAGUUACCAAGCCCAGACAACCAGAAGGUAUAAUGCUGCAUCCUUUAAAGACGAUGACUCCAAGGCCAGACACUACCAUAUGCAUAACACUGAUAACGGACAUUCAAGUGUUGGCUUCAUCAAAGAAGUGAUGUAUAACCACAGUUACAAUAACAUGUGUCACAAAGGUCAGAAUUACAAAAUUAAAAAUAACCAUAACGUAAACAAGCAACAGCAGAAGAAGAAUCCAGAUGGGCAGAAAAAUCUGUACCAACAGAAGGAUAGAUGGAGACCUGCCAAUAGAGGUGGAAACCAUCAGACUAGACCUGCUUGGAGAAAACAUGGAGGAGACAGUAAAAAUAAAAAUGACAAGCAGGACGUCCAAGUGAAACGUCCAAGGUUCAUGACACAGGAGUUCAAGGAGCAGCAUGCUGUGUUGGUAGAUGGGCGGUUAGUUUGUCGACAUUUCCUUUAUGGAAGGUGCAUCAAGGCUGACGACUGCCAACUGGAGCAUAUUCAGGGUUACAACGAUAUCAUCAAAGAAGUGUGCAAAUUCUACAUCCAGGGCCACUGCACAAAACGGGAGAGCUGCCCAUACAUGCACCAGUCCUUUCCUUGCAAGUUCUUCCACAGAAAUGGAAAAUGUUCUCAAGGAGCAGAUUGCAAGUUUUCCCAUGAGCCACUAAAUGACGUCACUAACCCACUGUUGAAUGAGACAUUAAAACGGGAUAAUGAGCUCUAUGAACAACAACAACAACAACAACAACAACUUGCACAAAAAGCUGAACAGGAGUCAACGGCACAGCCAGACAACACAAAUGAGUCAGAAAUUAUAGAAGCAAAUGGGGCCCCUGACACACUCCUCCAACCAAUCAGGCCUAACUUCUACAACAGCACAAAUGCUGAGAAGGAAACCUUGUUCUGUCAGACUGAAGAACUGGCUGACAUUAUGGAGGAAGCUGUCCCACCACAUCCAACAGAUGCCGCUCAACCUCACGACGUCCCCACGUCAAGUAACCUCAGUCACGAGGAGCCGGUUUGUUAUUCAGUUGCAGCAGUGCUUGGACCUCAACUAUCCAAACCUUUUCCUACUUUCUUUACAACUCGAGGACGUCCAGAAUCUUCUUCUGAUUGCACUUCAGGCUCUGCAAACCAAAGUGAUGUUCCUUACUCUGUAGAUGCUGUUCUCAGGUCCUGUAAAUCAGUGGGAAGUUCUACAUUUGGCCGCACACCUACCACUCCUACUGCACAAACUGUAUCCUAUACCCCACACGCUGACUUUGAAGAGAGCACUGAUCCUCUGCUAAGCUCAGAAACCCCAAAUGAGAGGGGCUUGUAUUCGCUAAAUACCAGAAAUGAAGUGAAAAAUUCCCAGGAGAAAAUAUUCAAGAGCCUGUCAUCCCAUGACGUGCACACUGGCCUGUUUUCAAAGACCUGCCCUAGUCCUACUCUGGCCUCUAGGGAUUACAUGAAACAAGGUGGCAAUAUGCCAGAAUCCCUGAAACUGGCCCAAAGAGCUGCUCAUAAAGUCAAGUCGGAGUUGCUGCAUUCUCCUGUUAACGUGGCAGAGAAGGCUGCGUCCUCCGAACACAAAGGAGAUAUGAAAGGAAGCAUGCACCAGCCUACGGAUAUUACAUGCUCUCUAAAUUGUAAAAGUGAACGUGUUCUUCCUAUUGGACGCACUAAUUGCAAAAGUUUUUUUUUAAGCCCCCCUAGUCAGACAUCUACUUCAAAACACCCUACGCAGUUGAGGCCACAUCUCUCUGUUCUGACAUCUGACUCCGAAGCCUCAAAGCCGUUCUGUCCCUCCUCAAGUUUCACAGAGUUUAAAGGUAGCGCUGCUGUUCCUGUUGAACCGAUCACCUGUUCGACUAAGACAAGCGAUUCUGCAAACUCUGCAAAUUGUUAUUUUGCAGCAAAACAACCCACUGAGAUCCACCUGCACUCCAAAAAGACACCAUCUGGCCUCAAACCUGGCACAAAGCGUCCUUCAGCCGAAAUGACAGCAGAGCGCAGCAGCAAAAUGGCCUAUUGUGGUGAUUUGGCAGUUGGAUGUAAAAAGACCCUGAAAAGACCCUUUCAUAGCCUUUUAGCAGGCCCCAUUACUGACACACUGCAGCCUCUUGACAGUUCUGGAACCAGUUCCUCUUGUCCUCAAGGCUUAAUUCAAUCUUCCUCUCCUGCUCCUCAGUCUGCAGAUUGCAGAGGUAAUUGUGUUGAAAGUGCGGUUGAACCAGACAAAGCCUCUGCCAUGUCCUUCCGCAGCCUUUUUACUGCUCCUCUCCCUUUCAUUCGGCCUCGACCAAACUAUUCAAAGACUUCCUCCUGUUCUCAACAGCCGGACCAGUCAGUUGAGAAUACAUCUCAUUCAUCAAACUCCAAACAAAGGGCUUCUAAUUCAGAGAUACCUCUCCCAUGCCAUGUUAGAAAUGAUGUCAAAGAAAUCCCUCAUGCAUCAAGAUCCCCCACUUUCUCUACUAAUCCUAAAAUAGAAAAUGAAGACAGUUCAACGGAGAAUAUAAAUCUACCGACAAAGCAGCUGGUGUAUACCGUCUGUAGCCUUGUGUCCGAUUCUCACAGUGAGAUGUCUACCAGUCCAACUCCUGCUAACCGUCCAUCUCCGACCCAUACUCAUCAGCCGCUGCCCGACAUCUCAUCCCACAAAGGAUCUGCAGUAGCAGCCACUUCAAAUUCAGUUCUGAAAACUCUCUUUCUGUGCCUGAGCCCGUACCAACAGGAUGGAGAGCGAUAGGACAGUGUCCCUCCGGACUCAAGAUUCACAGUCCACUGAGAAAAAAGUUGCACAGUCAACAGAGCCCCAGCCCUCUCUUCAGACUCCACAAAUCUCCUUGGAUGCAACAGGUGAACAAACAUUGGCACACAUAACUUUCCAUGCAAACCAGUGGUGCUCCUGAUGCAGCAUCACACGUGACCAAGAGAUCAGAGGAAGGAUAGUGGGUAAAUGGGGACGUGGUGGCCAAACCACUUAAGGACUUUUUAAGACUUUAGACACCACUGUUUUUCCACUUCGGACAUUAAAGUUGGAUUCAGUUUAUGUUAAAUCACACUAAUAAUCUUGAUUAUUCUUGCGAGUCAUGUGAAAAUCAUGUUAUGACGGCGCACACAUUUAAACCUUGUUCUAUAUUUAAAAUCUGCAGGCUUCUUUGUAUUUUUAUUUUUUGUGAGCAGAUUUUACUACUUCUGCUGCUAAACAUAUUUUAAACACUGACCUGUGUCCUAGAAAAUUCUACAGCCGUGCUGCAUAAAUAAACUUCAUGCAAAAAUUG
This is a messenger RNA of Perca fluviatilis (European perch), 3557 nucleotides long. RefSeq lists its product as uncharacterized. Gene Ontology annotation, biological process: negative regulation of DNA-templated transcription. Gene Ontology annotation, cellular component: nucleus. The coding region runs from base 122 to 3022 and encodes 966 amino acids. The transcript is spliced from 11 exons. The record is from RefSeq and is a predicted model, not a curated record. Gene Ontology annotation, molecular function: RNA binding; metal ion binding. NCBI's taxonomy places the organism in Eukaryota, Metazoa, Chordata, Actinopteri, Perciformes, Percidae.